AUGGCGGACGCCGCGGAAGACUGGAGCGUAUGGCUGUAUGAGCCGUCGCUUCCGCUGGCUAUUGUGGGAGCGAUUAUGUACACAGCCGUCUUUGUUUGGAUCACAUACCUCACGGCAUUCAAGUACCGGUCAUGGUAUUUUAUUUGUGUCCCGAUUGGUGCCUCUCUAGAGAUGGUCGGCUAUGCGAUGAGAUGCUAUUCAACGCAAGAUCAUCAAAAUAUUGGUGUGUUCGCGACAAGCACUUCUCUGAUCGUCCUCGCCCCCCUUUUCGUCGCCGCUGGCAAUUACCUCCUAAUCGGCCAACUGAUCCGCGCGGUACUACCUCCUUCGAGGCACAGAAUUUUCAAUAUCCCAGCAAGAUUACUAACGCGAAUAUAUGUGACAUUCGACAUCAUAUGCUUCUGCGUUCAGUCUUCGGGAUCUUCCAUGGCGAGCGCCAACAGCUGGGUCGGCCCACUCAGGGACAUUGCCAUGAAGAUUCUGCUUGCCGGUCUCGCGCUUCAGGUAUUGGUAUUCUCAACAUACAUAUGCAUCCUUUUGCGUUAUCACAAGUUGUCUCGCAUGAUGGCUGUACCCGAGGCUCCGGCUGGAUGGUUCGGCGUUCUUAAAGCGGUGUACAUCUCAAGUUUUCUUAUUCUGAUUCGGUGCAUAUACCGGAUGAUAGAAUUUGCCGAGGGCCCAGAGGGCUACACCAUGACCCACGAAUGGAUGUUCUGGGUGUUUGAAGGGCUCACCAUGGUCGUUGCCAUCGCCGUCUUCUGCGUGUGGUACCCUGGCAAGCAUCUAGGCCGGUUCGGAGAGAGGGAGAAACAGGCAAACACUCUCCGAGAGGAAAUCAUCCGGUCACAGCAGAACACGUGA
Molecule: messenger RNA, 861 nt
Organism: Colletotrichum gloeosporioides
Lineage: Eukaryota; Fungi; Ascomycota; Sordariomycetes; Glomerellales; Glomerellaceae
Product: Protein RTM1
Exons: 3
Coding region: 1-861 (286 amino acids)
Cellular component (GO): membrane
Source: RefSeq, a predicted model, not a curated record